GUGGUCUUCCUUUUACUUUGCGCAUUGUGCAGCCAAGGGAGGGAGAAACUGUACUUCAAAGCUUGUCGCAAUUGACACGAAGAAGUUCACAAGGCUGAUGAGAAAGAGCCCUGAUUCAGUCUUUCGCUAUUGAACAGUCUAUUCAAGUUCGCUAAGAUGGAUUUAGAGAUAAUAACAAAGGCUUUAGAAGCAACUGUAUCCCAAGACAAAAAUGAGCUGGAGGCAGCACAGAAAUAUUUGGAGCAGUGUGCUCAAGGAACAGGCUUUCCCCAUUUCUUGUUUAUUCUGUCAACCAUUUUGUCAGACAGAGCAAAAUCACCAGUUGCCCGCAUGGCUGCUGGCCUCCAACUGAAGAACUGUCUGACUUCGAAGGAUCCUAAUGUAAAGCAACAACAUCAACAAAGGUGGUUUUCUAUUGAUGAGAAUGCUAGGUCACAAAUUAAAGUUCUGGUUCUGAGAGCACUUGGCACAGAGACAGAUUUCUUUUCUGCAGCUCAGUGUGUGGCAAGCAUAGCAGCUGCAGAACUGCCACAAAAUGGAUGGAUUGAUUUGUUACCAACUCUGCUUGCAAAUGUUGAAAAUGCCGAGAGCACAUACCAGUUGAAAGAGGCAUCAUUAGAAGCUAUUGGUUACAUGUGUCAAGAUAUUGAUGCUCAAUACCUAGAAAAGUUCUCUGGAAACAUUUUGCAAGCAAUUGCCCAUGGAAUGAAGGAUGAAUCGCCAAACACGAAUGUGAAAUUCCAUGCAAGCAAUUCAUUGCUGAAUUCAUUAGAGUUUAUUAGAGCAAAUUUUGAGAAAAAGGACCAACGAGAUUUUAUCAUGGAAGUUGUUUGCAAUGCUACGCAAUCUGCACAAAAUAAGGUUAAAGUUGUAGCACUCCAAUGUCUUGUGAAAAUCGUUUCUUUGUAUUACGAUUUCAUGGAGGCGUACAUGGGACCUGCUUUAUUUAGAAUUACAGUGGACGCCAUGCGCUCAGAGGAGGAUGAAAUUUCUCUACAAGGCAUUGAGUUUUGGUCAUCAUUGUGUGAUGAAGAAAUCGACCUCUCCAUUGAAGCAGCAGAGGCAGCAGAAACGAACACUCCACCUGAGAGAUUCAGUCAUUUCUACGCUAAAGGUGCUCUUGCCCAUCUAGUGCCAAUUUUGUUCAACUGCCUCACAAAGCAGGAAGAAUUCGACGAUGAAGACGACUGGAACCCAUCGAAAGCUGCCGGAGUUUGUUUGAUGCUGCUGGCAACGUGCACUACAAAUGACAUUGUCAAUCACGUCCUGCCGUUUAUACAUAACUCUAUUACCAGCAGCAACUGGAAGCAGCGAGAUGCCGCCGUCAUGGCAUUCGGUUGCAUUCUGGAAGGCCCAGAGGCAGAAGCCCUGAAACCAGUAGUCUUGCAGGCCAUGCCUGUGCUGUUAGGACUUAUGAAGGACCCUAGUGUUGUAGUUCGUGAUUCAGUUGCUUGGACACUGAGCCGAGUUUGUGAGCAAGUCCCCGAGGCAGCGUUGGAUGGUACUAAUUUGGAUAACCUGCUCAACGCACUAAUGGAAAAUCUUGAUAGCGAGCCAAGGGUUUCAACCAAUGUUUGCUGGGCCUUUUCAUCUUUGGCUGAAGCUGCAUAUGACAGUACUCAAACUGCAGAAGAAGACGAGCCACAAACCUAUAUUUUAUCUGGAAAAUUCAAAUUUAUUGUUCAAAAGCUUAUUGACACGGCUGAAAGGCAAGAUGCAUGCCAAAGCAAUCUUAGAAGCGCUGCAUAUGAAGCUGUUAUGGAACUUAUUAAAAACAGCCCAAAGGAUUGUUAUGAUGUAGUUAAAACAACAGUUGUUUCUGUUUUGGAUAGAAUAUCAAGGAUUCUUCAAAUGGAGAGUGCCGGAUCAAACCUGGGUGACCACAGCCAACACAACGACUUCAAAUCUCUGCUUUGUGCUGUGCUUCAGAGCGGAAUUAGAAAAUUUACCCCUGACGAUGCAGCGCAGGUUGGAGAUGCAGUGAUGCAAGCCCUAUUGCAGAUGUUGAGCGCUACAAAAGCAGGAGGUGUGCAAGAAGACGCGUUCAUGGCAUUAGGCACCCUUAUUGAAGGCCUUGGAGAUAGGUUUGCAAAAUACAUUCAAGCUUUCAAGCCAUUUUUGAUUGAGGGACUCGGAAAUAGAUCAGAAUAUCAGGUAUGCAUAGCAGCAACUGGUGUAGUUGGUGACCUUUGUAGAGCUCUGGGAGCACAAAUUCUGCCUCUUUGCGAUGAAAUAAUGACUAAAUUUGGCGAAGGAAUAGCGGACCAAACUGUUCACAGAUCAGUGAAGCCACAUAUUAUAUCAGCGUUCGGUGACGUUGCAUUGGCCAUUGGUACUGAGUAUCGAAAGUACGCCGAGCCUGUUCUUCUCACCCUAGCUCAAGCGGCUGCUGCUCCCGUCGAUAUGACUGACUACGAUAUGAUAGAUUUUGUUAAUGAACUUCGAGAAUCUUGUUUAGAAGCUUUUACAAGUAUUGUUCAAGGUCUAAAAGGAGAAGAUGAAAAAAAUAUCAGUCCUGAAGUGAAGAUUGUUGAGCCCCAUGUUGGCAAUGUAAUGAAAUUUAUCGAAAUAAUAGCGCAAGACCCCGAUAGAACGGACAGUCUAAUUGGUGCUUGCUGUGGGCUGAUUGGAGACUUGUGUUCUGUUUUUGGCUCAGCAAUGGUACCAAUCAUCGAUAACCAAGUGUACCAAGAUCUGAUGCAGGAAGCCAGAAGGUCGAAAGUGCAAAAGACAAAAACCUUAGCAGUAUGGGCAUCAAGGACUCUGAGAAACCUAAAGAAAUAAACAGGCUUUCACUGGACAAGACCGACGUAUUCGACGUUUUGACAGCAACAGCAACAACAACAACAACGAUAACACGAGAGCGGGAGAGCUGCGAGAAUGGAACGCCGGGAAGACAACAAAAAGAGAAUGAGAGCGAAUGUGAGUGGUUCUGGAACAUGCUUUCAGUCAUGAACUGAUUCAAAACUUGCACCUAGCUUACCAUUUUGUACGGUUACAUGUGAUUCUGUGUUGAAAUUUUUUGUCUAAUGUGCAUCCGUCUGUCACUUAUAUUAUUGUGUCAAGUAGAAUUCUCAAAAUUUGUUAGACGUCUGUUAGAAUUAAUUUCAUGCAAAUUUUUGACUAUAUUAUAUUGUACCAGUGUGUUCCAGUUCCGAUGCGGAGAGAACUCCAUAGCAGAUGGCCUUGCCACCAAGUUACGAAAUGCUGCUCCAAUUAGACCUUUUGGAUACCACAACCUUUGAAUCUUCCUUUCCUCCCACUGACCUUAUCCUUUUCAGGUGUUAUCACUCAGCCGCCUUCCUUGUACAUUGAGAUUAGGUAUUUCAAGAUAGCCAGUCAUAGUCUUUGGAGUUUUUAUAGCAAUACCUUCCAUGUGUUUAGCACUUUUUUCCAUAACUAAGCUUAGCAAUUAUAAGAGUGAACUCCCCUAGCCAUGUCACCCCCACUCUCUUUGUCCCAUUACCUAUAAGCAAUUGAUACGUGGCUAGAAACCGAACUGUAUUCUCCUCUAUAUACCUACUGUUAAACCUCAUUGAAAAUGGAAGGCCAUCAGUGCUUUUAGGAACACAUUCUACAUGUUGCAUGACUAGAUUUUCUUUGGAUGCAAAAUUACUUUUGUGAGAGAGGAAAUUUGACAUGAACGUAAACAAACGAUAA
Rhopilema esculentum is the source of this 3660-nucleotide messenger RNA. RefSeq names its product importin subunit beta-1. The record is from RefSeq and is a predicted model, not a curated record. Gene Ontology annotation, biological process: protein import into nucleus. Gene Ontology annotation, molecular function: small GTPase binding. Lineage: Eukaryota; Metazoa; Cnidaria; Scyphozoa; Rhizostomeae; Rhizostomatidae.